GGAUUUCAGGGAAAAAGGAUUCCCAGUUGCGCUGCAAUUCCUCACUCUGGUCAACUGGGGAAAAAACUGAUAUAAACGCUGCUUCAAAAUAAAAACAUGAAUUCAAGUAGGGUGAAGAAGCUGUUGCAUAAUGUUAAUUGCUCGCAUCUCUCACUCUUCCAAGUUCGAAAACCCCCAAUUUUUCUGCGAUUCGGGACCGACAUCUCUUCUCCAUUGUCGAUUCGCUUGCAUUCACACUUCCCAUACGGGAACCCCAAACUUCCUCUCAAAUGUGCACCGUUAAACUCUUCGGAUUCCCUCGAACCCGAUUCGCUCCCCAUUCACCCUUCCGACCCGACCCAGAUGGUGAAUCAAAAUUCAAUGUCUAUUCUGAAGAUUCUGAAGCAAUCAAAUUCAUUUCUGCCUCAUGCAGUCCUUGCUAGCACACUGCUAGCUCUAAUCUUCCCACCUUCUUUAACAUGGUUUACCAGCAGAUACUAUGCACCUGCCCUAGGUUUUCUGAUGUUUGCAGUUGGAGUUAAUUCAAGUGAAAAGGACUUCCUUGAGGCAUUUAACAGGCCAGCAGAAAUUGCCACUGGUUAUGUUGGCCAGUUUGUUGUGAAGCCUCUUCUUGGAUAUCUGUUUUGCAUAAUUUCAGCGACUGUAUUUGGUCUACCGACAGCAAUAGGCGCAGGAAUUGUAUUGGUAGCUUGUGUUAGUGGAGCCCAGCUCUCAAAUUAUGCUACUUUUCUAACAGACCCACAAAUGGCACCCUUAAGCAUAGUUAUGACAUCACUGUCCACUGCUUCUGCGGUUUUUGUCACGCCACUCUUAUUACUGUUGCUCAUUGGGAAAAGACUGCCUGUAGAUGUAAAAGGAAUGGUGUUUAGCAUUACACAGAUUGUGGUGGCACCUAUUACAGUUGGCCUGCUUCUAAACCGAUUCUCUCCCCAUAUUUGUAAUGCUAUUCGACCAUUUUUGCCUCCACUGUCGGUAUUGGUUGCAGCUAUUUGUGCUGGAGCACCUGUAGCUAUUAACAUUGAGUCUAUUUAUUCCCCCUUUGGCGUUGCUAUCCUUUUUCUUGUUGUUGCCUUUCAUUUGUCAUCUUUUAUAGCUGGUUAUAUCUUAAGUGGAUUUGUCUUGCGUGAUUCUCCUGAUGUGAAGGCACUACAACGAACAAUUUCCUUCGAGACAGGAAUGCAAAGUAGCCUCCUUGCCCUGGCUCUUGCUAAUAAGUUCUUCGAAGAUCCAGUAGUGGGUAUGCCUCCUGCAGUUUCUACUGCAAUUAUGUCUUUGAUGGGAUUUGGUCUUGUCCUGAUUUGGGCCAAAGGAGGAAAGAAUGAGACAAAAAACAGCACUUGAAAAGUAUGGAUAUAAGGGUAUAUACUGUACAUUAGUCCAUCGUGUUUCUUAGCCAUCGUCAGUACUGAUGAAGCUAUCACAGGAGGGACCAACGACAGGCAGAGUGAUAUCACAUUGCCUGUUUGAUUUUUUUUUUCUUUUUUUGAAAUUGUUUCAAUUUUUCUCUACAAAAAUAUUUUAAGUUCUUUGAUGAACUUUGUUCUGAGAGUAAGUUUUGAAAACUUGAUGAUGCUCCGGUGGUGGCAGCAACUCUAGCUAUGACGAAAGCUACAACAGUGAUGGUGGCAGCUCCGCUGGUGGCCGUGAUUUAAAGUGAAGGCAAAGAAUAUGCGUGAAUAAGAAUAUGAAAAUAAAACCAAUUCAAGAGUGUUCUCUUUUAUCUAGUCUAAAAGCAAAAUAUGUAAGUAAGUUUCCAAAACAAUCAGUCAAAGACUUAAGAAACAUGUAACUUAAAACUAAUUUCAUGAUCAGAAAACAAAGA
Molecule: messenger RNA, 1822 nt
Organism: Gastrolobium bilobum
Lineage: Eukaryota; Viridiplantae; Streptophyta; Magnoliopsida; Fabales; Fabaceae
Product: probable sodium/metabolite cotransporter BASS5, chloroplastic
Exons: 8
Coding region: 97-1341 (414 amino acids)
Cellular component (GO): membrane
Source: RefSeq, a predicted model, not a curated record